Molecule: messenger RNA, 493 nt
Organism: Periophthalmus magnuspinnatus
Lineage: Eukaryota; Metazoa; Chordata; Actinopteri; Gobiiformes; Gobiidae
Gene: rpl35
Product: ribosomal protein L35
Exons: 4
Coding region: 78-449 (123 amino acids)
Biological process (GO): translation; maturation of LSU-rRNA from tricistronic rRNA transcript (SSU-rRNA, 5.8S rRNA, LSU-rRNA)
Cellular component (GO): cytosolic large ribosomal subunit; ribosome
Molecular function (GO): structural constituent of ribosome; mRNA binding
Source: RefSeq, a predicted model, not a curated record
AAGAAGUGCUCUUCCGGAAGCUUCUUGCUCAGAGCACGCGGUGCGUCCGGCCUUUCCGCGAGAGCAGCGACACGAAGAUGGCCAAGAUCAAGGCUAGAGAUUUGCGGGGCAAGAAAAAGGAGGAGCUGCUCAAACAGCUGGACGACCUGAAGAAUGAACUGUCCCAGCUCCGUGUGGCUAAAGUGACCGGAGGAGCCGCUUCAAAGCUCUCAAAGAUUCGUGUCGUCCGCAAAUCCAUCGCCAGAGUCUUGACUGUAAUCAACCAGACACAGAAAGAGAAUCUGAGGAAGUUCUACAAGGGCAAGAAAUACAAGCCCCUGGACCUGAGGCCGAAGAAGACCAGAGCGCUCCGUCGCCGCCUCAACAAACACGAGGAGAGUCUGCGCACCAAGAAGCAGCAGAGGAAGGACCUCCUCUACUCCAUCCGCAAAUUUGCAGUCAAAGCUUGAGGCUUUUUGUUAUGUUCAAAUAAAAUAUUUGUGGAAAAGUUAAA